AUUACCACCCAUAGUUCGAGGAGGGGCCAUCGACAGAUACUGGCCUACCGCCGAUGGUCGCCUGGUUGAGUAUGACAUAGAUGAAGUGGUAUAUGAUGAAGAUUCACCUUAUCAGAACAUUAAGAUUCUACACUCAAAGCAAUUUGGAAAUAUUCUCAUCCUUAGCGGGGAUGUUAAUCUGGCGGAGAGUGAUUUGGCAUAUACCCAGGCCAUCAUGGGCAGUGGAAAAGAAGACUACAGUGGCAAAGACGUGCUGAUUCUAGGGGGCGGAGAUGGGGGCAUAUUAUGUGAGAUAGUCAAACUGAAACCAAAGAUGGUCACAAUGGUAGAGAUAUCCUUUGCUUGGACAUCGAGUUCAAUUGGCUUCUUUUGUUUUCUUCCUCCUUUUUGGUCUUAAGACUCUAGUUAAUGUUAUGAGGCAAAUGUGUUAGAAAUACUGCCUUGAACAAACAUUUCAGUUUAGUACUAGUAGCCUUUUCAUGUGGCUACACACAAAGCAGCAGAGAUGCUCUAGUUGAGAAAUAAAGAGAAAACAACCUUG
Hyaena hyaena (striped hyena) is the source of this 541-nucleotide messenger RNA. RefSeq names its product spermine synthase-like. Gene Ontology annotation, biological process: spermine biosynthetic process. Gene Ontology annotation, molecular function: spermine synthase activity. The annotation marks the transcript as partial. NCBI's taxonomy places the organism in Eukaryota, Metazoa, Chordata, Mammalia, Carnivora, Hyaenidae. The record is from RefSeq and is a predicted model, not a curated record. The transcript has 2 exons.